AAUGAUUAAAUUAUUUGCAUAGAAGUUCAUCCAAUUACAAAUAUAACCUCUAUAUGAAUUCAAUAGAUUUGCAGAUAAAUUAUAAAAGAAACAAUAAGACAAUUAAAAAUAAGAAUUCAAAAAGGAAUUAGAAUUCUUAGCUAGCAAAGUAUAUUAAUAAUAGCAUAUAGCCACAAUUUACACUAAUUGAUUUUAGACAAAGAGCACUUGAUGGAUUGCACAAAUUAAAAAAGGGAUUCAAGUAUUAAAUUUCUUCAGGGAAUGAAGAGACUGAAUAACAAUUGACACUAUAAAGAUAAGUCUUAAAUGCUAUGUUUGAUGAAGAAUUGUUGAAUCCAGAUGAUUUGACUGGAGAUGUAUAUAUGGUAUACUAAUAAUAAGUAAAAAAAAGAAAUAGCUAUGGUUGCAUAAGUGGAAGUACAAUAAGUCAAUUUUGUAUUGAGUCAAUAUGGUUAGAUAAGGAAUAUGCAUUCAUGGGUAAGAGAUAUGAAAGAGAGAGGAGAACCUAUGCCUGAUAAUUAAGAAGAUAUGAUGUAUAGAUAUAAGAGAGAUAAACCAAUAAAGAAAUCAUUUAUUAAAUUUGAAAUGAAGAGAUAAAAUUUCUCUAUGAAAUAAAGAUUAUAAAAAUUGAAAUGGGGUCCUCGUAAAGAAGUUUGAUA
Molecule: messenger RNA, 659 nt
Organism: Paramecium pentaurelia
Lineage: Eukaryota; Ciliophora; Oligohymenophorea; Peniculida; Parameciidae
Source: the annotation of a GenBank genome assembly